AUGGGCUCUUCGAUGGCUAACCAAACUGCAGAAAUUAGGAACAAACGGCGCUCAACGGCCUCAUCUUCAUCUGUCGAGGCCUCAUCCCUUCAAGACGUUCAGGUCGCGGGUGCAGCAUCUCCUUCGAAAUCCGUCAAUUCAAAGGUCUCUUCAGUCUCUCUUUCCAACGUUUCAGAGCCUCCCAUCUUUCUAGAAUUUACUCAGCCAUAUAACCAAGCCGCUCCAACGCUGCUUGAGAAAGCUUCUGACAGAAAACAGAACACCCAAGAGGAUCCGGUCCCUGACACGGAAGACAUCACACCCCGCUCUGUGCGUCACACAUGCAUUGAAAUUGCCCAGCCUGAAAAAAACACGAUGACGGCGGUACCUAUUGGCAUCACGAAGACUCUGCCCCAGUUGGCUGUCAAGGGCUCCCAGGCUUCCGUCGUAAAGGAUGACAGCCGUGUGGUUGUGAGUGAGUUUCCCGUCGACGAGGACUCUACUGCCUUUGAAGACAAGGCGCUUUCUCGCAUGGACACGGCUGCUACGACCACGACCGAGGUGGCAUCUCUCACCCCCGUGACACGCACGACUACUAAUGGUAGCUCGCACCCCGAGUCGCGUGUGGCCGAGGUUGUCCACUACGUCAAGGGUUUGUUCUCCAAACUCGGCGACUACGAGGUUAAUAUGCUGCGCCAGGCCGACCUGGAGACGUAUUUGCAGUACAUUGCCGACGAGCGCCUCAUCCACAUGCCGCGCAAGGGCAGUGACUGGGAUCGUGUUCUUCGCACGGCUCAGUUCUUUGGCCUUCAAAUCUGGCGUUUUGGCGAGAAGGUCGGCAAAUUUGCACCUGAGAGCCGCGCGGCGGCCGGCUCUGCUCUCGCCAGUUGCCACCUGCUUCUUGAAAUCGGACAUUCUCAAGCAGCUGCCCUCCUCCCUGCAUUCAUGACUCUUUACGAACUUGGCUUGCUUGUCUCCCAGAUUACUCAAAUCCCUGGUAUCUUCGAUUCUACCAAGGAGAUCAAGGCCUCCAUCAGCAAGCUCUACAGCGAGCUGGUCGGCUUGGCAGGCAGCAUUUCCGUGCACUACAGAAACCACAUUUUUAAUCUCGGUCAGCAGCACCAGUCGGUUACGCUCAACCUCAACGAUCUCUUUGGUGGGGACAUUGACUCUAUCUGGGCCAGCAAGACGGCUCUGUAUGAUCGGAUCUGGUUGCAGAGCCUCGGCAAGAAACAGUAUGCCCUAUCUCUCUCCGAUCUCCGCCACCGGCUCAACCCGGAGUCGGAGGCGUUCCGGCAUGCGCUGUACGCCGAACUGGCCGAGGAUCUGGAGCGCGCUGAAGACACGUGCGAGUGGAUUAAGAGCGACCUGGUUGAGUAUCUGCAGUCGAAAGAAAAGAUUCUCGCCGUCACUGGUGCCCCGGGAUCUGGGAAGACAGUUCUUGCAGAUUGGAUUGAAGAGCGUCUCCAGCGGCCACUCAACAACGCCACGUACAGUGUCCUGCUGUACACAUUCCCUUCAGAUGACACUGAAGAUGCGGCGGUCAUGUCGUUUCUGAAGGGCGUCCUCUUCCAGCUGCUCGAACGGAGCGUCGGCAACGUGCAACUUUACGAGACCCUCGUGACGGCACUUGUCAACGAGGAAACACAUACCCGGGCCCAUGGAGGCAACCACAAGCACUCAGACUUUGAGCUUGCACUGUGGAAGGCGCUGCAUAUCGGCCUCAACACGUUUAAGAAGAGUGACGAGCCGAUUGUGCUUCUCAUCGACGGAUUUGAGCAGGCCGCAGGCGGCGCCCCCUCUGCCAUUGCUGCAUUCUUCAAGCUGCUGCAGGACUAUGUGUUCUCUGUCAAGAACGUUCGCACCAUCACAUUCUCUCGUUACGAGCACAAACUUAGCAGCGGCAUUCGUCAUGUCGCCCUUUCCGAACAGGAUGUAGCACACGACAUCCGAAGCUUCUUGCGCCAGACGUUCUCGCGAUCCGUGCUCUUCAUGGAACUACCUCCAGCUCAGCGCGAGAAGAUCAUCGAUGGUUUGUCGGCCAAGUCCAAGGGCGUUUUCCUCUGGGCUCGUCUUGCUGGCAACUUCUUGCUUACGUACCACGGAUCUGCCAUCACACCUGACUACCACGGGUAUCACAAGCACGACCACAAGCACGACCGCAAUACAGCCGCUGGGUUCGUGACAGCUUCUGAAUCCAUCAGUGCAGACGUUGAUGACGUGCUCCUUGCAAUGGAAUCGAAGCUCGAUCUCAAGGGCGACCACCAGCUCCGUGACUUGCUCUCCUUCCUGCUUGUGUCAGAUGCACCACUCGAGACGGACGACCUCUCUGCUAUUUUGGCCGUCGACGUUCACAACAAGACUAUCCACAAGCCUGUUAGCAUUGGUCAGCUCGUCGCGCGGACCGUUCCUGACCUCGUCCUCGUUCGCGACGGACGCGUGCGCUUCAAGAGCAACAUCAUUCGCGCCCACCUGCACAAGCAGCUUGGCAAGUCGCUUCCUGCCGUGAAGGAGGCCCACCAUCAGCUCACGUUGCGUCUUCUUCUCUACACCAAGCUGUCGGUGCACUCCAGCCUGUUCAACGACCCCACGAUUGACGUGAUUGAUGAGGCAACUGUGCAGCGUCUCUUCCAAAACCAUCGUCUGCUGUCCUUCGUCAUGUCCCACUGGAUGUACCAUUUCCGCGCCUCGUCCCAGUACCUCCACGGCAGUGGCCAUGACCUGGCCCUGUCCAAAGAUUUCAAGGCUGUCUUUCCCGAUUCCGUCGUCUUUGCGCUGCUCGAGCGUCACGCAUGGGCAUCGACAACGGACCUCGUGGCUCGCCUCACCCUGACUCUGCGGAUCCGGGAGGCUAUUUUUACCGAGAAGCAUAUUUGUGUGCUGCAGAGUUUGAUUGUUCUCGGUCAUGUCCACCGCCAUCACUCGCACGCCGUGGACAGCUCACGCUACUUUUACCGCGCUGCCAUUCUUGGUCAACAGGUGCUCUCGCGCUUCAGUGCCCUUGUCGUCGCUUGCACCGACCUUUUCCUCCUGAUUACGGAGUCGAUCAAGUUCACCACGCGCACGGAAAUUGUCUCGUACCGGGAGACCCUCAUUCGCUACAAGAUUGAAGUCUCAAAUGAGCGCUUUGGCUCCCACAGCAAGGCGGUACUUGAGUGGUACGAAAAGCUGGCUGCCCUCUACGUGUCCAUCAAGGAGGAGGACAUGGUCGUCAUCAUCUACCGCGAGAUUUACGAGAUCAUUGUCGCUCGCGAUGGCAAGGGUUCCCAGGAGGCUUCCAAGUUUAAGAAGUUCUUUGGCGGCUUGGAUGUCACCCUCAGCGACGGCGAGGAGAAGAAGCCAGUCGACGGCUACGGCAAACUUCUUCUGGAGACGGCCGAGGACCUCGAGGUCACCGAUGUCCUGCUGUAUAUCUCCAUCAUGCUGCGCGUGGCUUUGUCCUACGAGGCGGAUAAGAAGUGGCACUGGGCUGAGCGCAUCUACAUCAGCUUGUGGCGCAAGGUGUCCGUCUUGUCCCGCACGGUCGUGACUACCGACGUGCAUACGGCAAAGAUCAAGGUGGCCAUGGCGUACAUUACGUACUUGCGCUCCGUCAAGCGUGUCGAGGAGGCGUCGAACAUCCUCAUAGUCCUGUGGACCGAGUACGAGAACUAUAAUUUCGAGACGCAGGAGCUGGUCCUUUACCUGCGCGAGAUUGGUGUGUUGUUCCGCGUCUUUGGCAUGACGGCCAUCGCCGGCCACAUCUUCGGCAAGGUCUGGGGCUGGUUCAAAAAACAUGGCAAGGACAAUGACGCCGAGGCAGGCAAGACCAUUGUGCUCAUUACCGAAGCGGUCAAGGAGAUCACAACGACGACCGCCACGAGGAAGACAACGGCGACGACCACGACAGAGACGACUGAGACCGUCGUUCGUGACAUUUACGUGACACACUACGAACGCUGCCGCAAUACUGGGGUGGACAAGACCUUUUUCGCGGCGACUCUGUCUCUCAUCGACAUUCUCAUUGCCGCCGGGGAGUGGGAUGAAUCGGAGGUGAUCAUUCGUCAGUCGCUUGAGAUCAGUUGGAAAGCCAUCCUCACGGCUAGUGCCAAGAUGACGCUCUCAGAGCACUUCAUCAAAGAGUCCGUCAUCUUGGCAAAGCGUCUCGCAGUCUGCCACAAACACCAACAUCAAUUCGACUUGGCGGAGCAGAUCUACCUGCGGAUCUACUAUGCUGCUCUCGGCUCUCUCACGUUUGAUGACGAGCUGUUCCUUGAGGCGUUGGCUGGCCUUAUUGGGUUCUACGAGGAGUACCACCGCCACGACAAGGUCAUUGAGAUUUAUGUGGAACUGGUCGACAAGUACCGCAAGAAGUGCGGCGCCGCGCACCGUCUGACCAUCCAGGCCCUUUACAAGCUGGCUGCGCAAUAUGAGAUUCUUGGCCGCAAGGAGGCGUACGCCUGCUAUAUUGAGAUCGUGACGACCCUCAACAAAGGCCUCAAGCACUGUCACCAGGAUGCCUUCAAGGCCGCCGUCAUUCUUGUUUCCUUCUACCACAUCGAGAAGCGCUGGGCGGAGCUGCAGACCAUUUGCGCCGUACUCUGGGAGACGUUUGUGCAUCACCGUCAUGAGCACUCGUAUGCGUUUACGGAGGAUGUUGUUGUUCUGAUCUACGAGAAGUACAUGUACACGCUUGAGUACCAUGCCAAGGUCGACAUCCAGAUCCUCUACGAGAUAUCCAUCAAGUACCGCGAGACGGUGACCAAGGUCUUUGGUGCUUCAGCACACAUUUUCCUUCUUGCACAGCUCUCCCUCGCCCACAUUUGUGAGCGCUCUGAAAAGCACCAGCACGAGGCGGUCACCAUCUACGAGGAGAUCAUCACGAAGACAAAGUCGACCAAGACCACGACCGCGGUCGAGACCGAGACAUCCAUCAAGACUGUGACCAAGCGUCUGUCGACACUGUACACGACCAUCAUCCGCACGGGCGGCAAGGGCAGCAAGUCUGGUGGCCCUGGAAAGGAUGUGGGCAUCAGCAUCGACCGUGCAAUUGUGCUCUCUCUCGAGGCCUUUGCACUCUACAAGAUUGAGUUCGGCAUCUGGCAUGCGAAGACGCUGGCGGUUCUCUCGGAUAUUGUCUUCCUGCACCAAAAGGCCAACACCAAGGAGUCGCACAGCAAGAUCGUCCAAAUCUUGCAAACGACUGUCAUUGAGAUCCUGACCACCCUCACAGUCUCUGCCCAGUUGUUCGAAGCGGCGACCACUCUGGCCUCCAUUUACAUCAAAGCUGGCCUGGUCGGGCAGGCUGAGUCGCUGCUGCACCAGUUGCGCUACCUCCUGGUCUUUGGCGAGGUCCUUCCUGCCGGCAUUUCGGUCAAACUGGAGUUCAAGCUGAACCACAAGGUCAACAGCCGUGUCGUGUUCCUCUUUGUGGCGGCAUUUGAGCGUCAUAUCCGUGGCCACAACCAAAAACAAACGGGGCCCGCCAUUACGUUCUCAGAACUCCUGUCAUCGCUCCUGUACGAGGUCCUUCUUUACGAGGACUACCGCGCCAUUGUUGACAGCAAGGAUGUCCGCAUCGAGGAGAUUCUCUUGUCGGGUGCUCGGCUUCGCGGCUUCUGGGCCGAGGAGGCUCGAUCGGAGCUUCUGGUCGUCCUCGACACACGGCUUUUCCCUCUCUUCAAGGCUCGGUACGCCGACUAUGCCAAAGUCACCUCGAACCAGCACACGGGGCUCUUCUACCUUGCUCUUCUCGCCGAACUGAACCGCGAUAAGGCCGAUGCCAGCUACGCUGUACUGUCCUGCCGCGCUGGCAACCACAAGGUCGGCGAACUGCUCGAGGCGGCCCUAUUUGAAAGUGCACUCGAGGUCGCUCGCUUUGCCUUUGCCUUUGCGUCCAAGCAAGGCUUCUACAAGAGCAACGGCGCACGCAUUGCAUACGGCUACAAGCUGGCAGAGCUGCUGGCCGGCAUUGAUGUCCGGGCACCCCCCGCCGAUACGCCCCUGCGUGCGAGUCUCUUGUCGCUCUCCCGCGAGGUAACCGCCGGUGUCUUUGCCGUGCUGGCCGAGGAGAAGAUCGACCUGGCCACACUCGAAGUGGCCGACGUCACUGGUCUGGUGCGACUCCUGGGUGCCCAGGGCGACUUCGCACGCCUGGAGACACUGCUGCUGCACCUGUGGCAGUCGCGCGAGGUCCGCCGCAGCUGGAAGCCGGCGACAGUCAUGUCCAUUGGCUUCGCCCUAGUGCACGCCUACGCCGGCCAGAAGCAGCAUAAGCUGGACCGCGCCAUUGACCUCGCCGAUGUGCUCUGGUUCAAUCUGGUGCGCAGCCGUGGCUGGCUCGACCGCGACGCCGUCGCCGCCGGCCAGCUGCUUGCCAGCCUGUAUUUUGAGGCGGGCCGUGCCGCCGACGCCAUGAAGGUCUACGAGCGCGUGCUGCACCAGAUUGAGGCGGCGGCCGGCAAGAAGGGCGGAGGUGCCCUCGCAGCCAUUACCAACGGCAAGCUGGGCGGUGCAGCUUCGGCGGUUGCUGGCGCCGCCGGCCACACCGAGGACGCCGAGGGCAAUACCGCGCUGCUGGGCCUCCACGCCCGCCAGCACCUGAACCUGUUGGUGGCGGCUCAUGCUCGCCUCGGCCGCUGGGUCAAGCCCAAGAAGGAGUACCACGAUCUGUACGAGCACCUGCGUGACAGUCUCGGGCUCAGGGCCCAGCUCCCGGCCACAUUUGACAAGUGGGCGGCGACGGCGGCCAAUGCCGCGACGGACAAGUCAGCGCUGCCCGGUGGAUAUGUGGCGCCCAAGGACUGGACCAUUUCGGCGGGUGAGACGUUGGCCCGCGCAGGCUGA
Sporothrix schenckii 1099-18 is the source of this 6804-nucleotide messenger RNA. RefSeq names its product nacht domain containing protein. The record is from RefSeq and is a predicted model, not a curated record. Gene Ontology annotation, molecular function: protein binding. NCBI's taxonomy places the organism in Eukaryota, Fungi, Ascomycota, Sordariomycetes, Ophiostomatales, Ophiostomataceae. Bases 1 to 6804 code for a protein of 2267 amino acids. The transcript is spliced from 3 exons.